Molecule: messenger RNA, 338 nt
Organism: Blepharisma stoltei
Lineage: Eukaryota; Ciliophora; Heterotrichea; Heterotrichida; Blepharismidae
Source: the annotation of a GenBank genome assembly
AUGGGACUCUGUAUUACCAAACAAUCCAUAAAAUUACAAGACACCAAGUCAGAAAGUGAUGAAGCGACGAAAAUUAAAGCGAUGAAAAGACAAAUUUUGGUUAAUAAAGCACGGAGAGCCCCAAUACUAAGACUGGAUGAUAACGAUCUCUAUAAAAGAAGGCAACUGACGAGAAUAACAGAGCCAGAUGCUUUAUUCCUGAUCUUUAUUUUUGUGUAGAUUCUGAUGUAAUAAAAUGCUUAUUUUUAUAAUAAAAGUUAUUUUUUUAAAAAAAAUUGAAUUAUUAGAGAGCUUAAUAAGGCAUAAAUUAUGUUUCAAAAUCAAAUGAGCCUGUAUAG